GCUCGUGUCAGAUUCACCGGGUCGCCGGGUGACAGACGCCGCGUCGGUACCCGAUGCCGGCGGCUUUCUGUCUGCACCCGUUUGGCGUCCACGGUCCACUUUAAAUCCCCCCCGCAGCGGCUCUGCUCGGCGUGCACACGGCGACCUGAGCGUCAGACGUGUGCGCGAUGGGAGCUGCUCGUCCCCUUCGCGUGGCGCACGGGUUUAGCGCAGCUGUCCCUUUCUCGUCGGCCGUGCAGCCUCCACGUGCAUCAUUAACUAUCAUGGACAGUUAAGGAGGACGGAAGCUUAACGAAAGCCCGGAGCGUCCCUCCUUGCUCGACCAGCAAAGUUGCCAUCGCCAUGGCCGAAGAAGACUAUGGCACCUUUGUGGACUGGAGCCAGAUGGGGGACCUGGCCCAGAGCAGCGGGCCCACCAAGGUCGACUGCAAGGACCUGAAGGCGUUCAAGCAGAUGGCUCGGCAGGGUUACUGGGCCAAGAACCACAGGCUGCGAGCGCAAGUCUACCAGCAGCUCAUCAAGGCCCUUCCCUGUCGUACGGUCACCCCGGAUGCAGAGGUGUAUCGCGACCUCGUGGGAAACGCGGCCGCCAAGAAGCCCUCCUCCCACAUCCCGCUUCCGGAGUUUGUGGACGGAAGUCCUCUGCCGCGGUACUGCCUGAAGGCGGAGGCGGUCGCCUCGGCUCAUCGGGUCAUCAACUGCGUGGCCGGACAGUUCCCGGACAUCUCCCACUGCCCGUCCCUCCCGGCCGUCACCUCGCUGCUCCUGCACUUCAGCGCCGACGAGGCCCAGUGUUUCGAGCUGGUGAGCCGCAUGCUGUCCUGCAACGAGCCCGGCAAACGCCUGCUGGACCAGACCUUCCAGGCCCACGAGUCCAGCUGCAUGACCUUCGGGGACCUGGCCAACAAGUACUGCACCGCUGCCCACAAGAUGAUCGUGGCCACCGCCCAGGACGUGCUGGACGUGUACUCCGACUGGCAGCGCUGGGUGCUGGGCGACCUGCCCUUCGGCCACAUGGUCCGGGUCCUCGACAUCUACCUGGUGGAGGGCUACAAAGUCCUCUUCCGCGUGGCCAUCGCCUUGCUCAAGUUCUAUCGCAAGCAUAACGCGGAGGCCCAGGGCGCCGCCGAGCCGGAUUCCAACAAAGUCCGGGACGACAUUCAAGCUUUCAUCAAGGGCAUUGGCUCCACCGUCACACCGGAGAAGCUGCUGGAGAAGGCCUUCUCCAUCCGCAUGCUCAGCCGCAAGGAGAUCACCCUGCUGCAGCUCACCAACGAGAAGUCCCUGCAGCAGAAAGGCAUCACCGUCAAACAGAAGCGGCGGAACGUGCAGCUGGCGCUCAACCCCGACACCUUCUCCUCUGAGAUCGUCAGUGCCAAGGAGAUGCGGGACAUCUGGUCGUGGAUCCCUGAGCGCUUUGCCCUGUGCCAACCACAACUCCUCUUCACCACCUCCACCCACGGUUGCAGCCUGAACAGAUUCUACUCUCAUUGCGAAGGCUACGAGCCCACUCUGCUCCUCAUCCGGACCACAGAUGGCGACGUAUGUGGAGCCUUCCUGUCCACGGAUUGGGAGGAGCGGAAGAGGGGAGGCAACAAAUUGAGCUUCUUUGGCACAGGGGAGUGCUUUGUCUUCAGGCUGAAGCCAGAGAUGGAGCGCUACGAGUGGGUGGUGAUCCGCCACCCUGAGUUGGCCUCGUCCAACAAGACUCCUGACCCUGAAGACGAGGCCGCGGACCCCCCCGGGGGGCAACAGCCAGACAGCAACGGCUUACAGCAGCCGGAGAGACCUGCUGGGGACCUGUCGCCCUUCCUCUCCGCCCGCCACUUCAACCUGAACUCCAAGAACACUUCCAUGUUCAUGGCCGGCAACUUUGACUCCAUCAUAGUGGGAGGAGGCGACGGCAACGCGCUCUACAUCGACUCUGAGCUCAACCACGGGCGCGCCGGCCGCUGCGCCACCUUCGACAACCCGCCGCUGUGUGCCGAGAGCUUCCAGGUCGCACUGCUAGAAGUGUGGGGCUUCCAGGACGCCAUGGCGCCAUAGGGCCGUGCACAUGAACGCACAUUACAGUCCAUACAGGCAUAGACUCACAUUGUAACACAGAAAACGAUGAUAUGAAAUGUCCCGCAAACACUUAGAGGUGGAAAACCGAAGUCCGUCCUAAACGUUCCUGUGUGAUGGACCAUUUUUUAUUUAUUAAUGCAGUUAAAAUCAGAUUCAACAUGGGAACAAAAAUGUGGUGUUUUGUUUGUUUUUUCUGCUUUGUUUGUCAUUACAGAUUUGUAUUCUGGUGUCUAUGUUUAAGUGUGCAGUAAUAAGAAGGAAGUCAACCAGAGCUCAAGCCAACAUGAGGAUUAUUUAAAGCUCUCUGGUCCAAUCGUGUUCAUGCGGAGCUGAAAUGUUUUGUGUGCUGUUGUUUAGCUCAAUUUUGCCAAAUUUAUUGUAUAGUUGUUAAAAAAUAUAUAUUACCAGGCCAUAAUGAUCAGGAUAAAAUGUGUGUAUUUGGAAUGUUGUUCGAUGUUGAAACUAAGAUGAACUCAGUGCCGUCCGGGUUUGAUUGGCUGUACAUACACGGGAGACUGCUGAUAAAUCAAUGUGGUAAAUGUUUGUGGAUAUCAUGAAUUUGAGUGUUGCUAUUUUGCACCAGAAGUCGACGCUUUCCUUUUGAACGAGCGGCACAUUUAAAAGUAUACGAGUUUUCAUACGCAUGCGAAGUACAGACUUUAAACAAAAAGUUAACUGGGGGUAAAGUAAUGAAAAGCUCCUCCUUCUCGUCUUACUCUUUCCUGCCACUCCGUCCUUUGCAGCGUGAGGACGGUCCAGAUUGGUGUCCAGUUGGGGAUCUGCGCCGUUUCUUUGUGCAUGUUUAACCUCGUGCCGCGGUGAGACCUUGCGUAACCACUAAUUGUCACUUUCAGUAAAGGAAAGUGACUUCGUAUUUGUUUGUCUUGCUGCUUUUCCUCCCAAAGAGUCCAGACUGUCACAGAAGUGUGCCAGAUGCCUUCUGAAGCUCCCCCCUGGUAUCCUGCUCUACCCCUGGUAGUUACAGAUGCUACGCCUGCUUACCCAAAUUUACUGUGAAGUCAUUGUGGGAAAUAAUACUUUGUUUAAAUUGUGUUGUAAAAAAAAAAAGCCGUGCAAUUGUU
Molecule: messenger RNA, 3149 nt
Organism: Gasterosteus aculeatus aculeatus (three-spined stickleback)
Lineage: Eukaryota; Metazoa; Chordata; Actinopteri; Perciformes; Gasterosteidae
Gene: tbc1d24
Product: TBC1 domain family, member 24
Source: RefSeq, a predicted model, not a curated record